CGAGAACAGGUUCCUUCCAUCUCCAACAGUUGAGGAUGAUUUAAUGGAGGAAGAUACUAAUGAUGAAGAAUCUGAGGAUGAGGAUACUAAUGAUGAAGAAUCUGUGGAUGAGGAUACUAAUGAUGAAGAAUCUGUGGAUGAGGAUGAACUUCCACAUAAGUUUGUGCACAACUCCUACAUGAAUCUGUGGCGUUCAGAAGAAGAAGGGCUGCCAACAAUCAAUUUUUGUGUCCACCAUGAUCUCGAUUCUGACUUGAAGAAUCAACUUUGCAUAAAAUUGUAUGUUGGACUUCUAAAAGAUUCUCUGGCAGAGAUACUUUACCAAGGGGCGGAAGCUUGUCUGCAGACAUCUAUAGAAGCUUCUCAGAAGCUCGAUGUUGCAUUUGAAAUCAGUGGUUUCAAAGAGAAGAUGUUAGAUUACAUCUCUAAAAUCUGGAAGCGCUUUAUCAGCUUUUCUCCGGAGGAGAUUUCGUUUCAGAGGAUGAAAGAAGUGGUGGCAAAUCACAUGAGCAACUGCAACAGUGACAUCCAAAAACACUCUGACAACCUCAUGUUACAAUGCAUAACAAAAUCAUGUUAUGAUGUUGAUAACAUGAGGAAAGAACUUUCGUCAAUUGGUUAUGAGCAGUUUUGUCGGUUCGUCCGUGCUAUGCGCUCGAAGAUGUUCAUUGAGGGAGUUAUAUAUGGGGAUUUAUCGAAAGCUGAAGCUGUAGCUAUCUCUGAUUUAUUUGGAAGGGUAAAAACUCCUCUCGAUGAUGAAUGUGUCAUAAUUCUUCGUGGCACCACCAUAAAGGACUCCAAAGUUAAAAUUAAGACUGAUCUUAAUUCUCAUUCCAAGGUUUGCUACCAAAUUGGGGAAAAAAGCUUAUGUCCGAGGGAAACAGCAGUUGUAAAACUGUUUGAAAAAAAUGGUAGCCAACAACUUAUACAAUCAAUUAAGGGUGAAAGAGACUCUUGGGUAUAAAGUUGAGUCUGAGGUUCAUUCUAUCCAUGGAAUCAACCGGUUCAUCAUUGAUGUUAGGUCUUCGGAGCACGACCCUCAACAUUUGUUGGAUCGAAUAUUCAACUAUGUGGACACCGUUGGGGCAUUUUUGGAAGGUAUUGAUGGUGUUGCCUUUGAAAAAUGCAAAACCGUACUGAGUGGUGAUUUGCCAAGCGACGAUGGAUCUAAUUUGUGGGAUCAGAUUGCUGAGAGAAGAUUCUAUCCUGGUUUCAGUAAGAAAGUUUCCUCUGAACUAAGACAGAUAAAGAAGACUGAUGUUAUCAAGUUAUAUGAAAAGUACUUGAAAAAAUCGUCUCCUCAUUGCCGUAGGCUUGCCGUUUGCAUUUGGGGGUGCAACACUGAUUCUGCAUCUUUUGUGUGAAACAGUUUCCUAUGUUUUUGUUAUUAUUAAACUAUGUUGCUUUUGUUUUUGUGUGUGCAAAACUAUGUUGCUCUUUGAUGUCAAAUUAUGCUAAAUUUUAUGGAAUAUUUGCCAAAUUGAAGAUUUUCAACACUUCUCUC
Arabidopsis lyrata subsp. lyrata is the source of this 1504-nucleotide messenger RNA. RefSeq lists its product as uncharacterized. The record is from RefSeq and is a predicted model, not a curated record. Lineage: Eukaryota; Viridiplantae; Streptophyta; Magnoliopsida; Brassicales; Brassicaceae. The transcript is spliced from 7 exons. Gene Ontology annotation, molecular function: metal ion binding. Bases 44 to 964 code for a protein of 306 amino acids.